This is a messenger RNA of Lathyrus oleraceus (garden pea), 1332 nucleotides long. RefSeq lists its product as uncharacterized. The record is from RefSeq and is a predicted model, not a curated record. The coding region runs from base 1 to 1332 and encodes 443 amino acids. The transcript has 2 exons. NCBI's taxonomy places the organism in Eukaryota, Viridiplantae, Streptophyta, Magnoliopsida, Fabales, Fabaceae.
AUGGACUGGCUACCUAAGCAUCCACCACACUUCAUGAAGAGGAUGCGAGAUCCCUUUGAGAAUUCCAUGAAGGCAAAGAAAGCAAGACUGGGAGAAUCCACUGGGUCAAGACCUCCAGCCCCCCUGACUGGCUCUCCAAGUAAGUCUAUACCUCUCUCCCGCUCUGUUAAAAUAAAACCUAUUGCUUCUUCUCUUCCCCAAACCACUCCAGUAUACACCUCAUCUGAAACACCUCCCUUAACCACCAGAACCUCUAACCUACCCUUACUUAAAUUCAACCUUGCUACCACCACACUACCCGUUUUUGAAGCAAAAAUGUUGAAUGAAACUACCUCACCAUCAUCAUCAUCCUCACCCCAAUCCCCACCAUACUAUGUUCUCUCCUCUGAUAAUGAACCAUCUGACCCUCAAUCCCCCACUCUGGCUCAGCUACAAGCUCGUGCUCUAGCCUCUCAACAGCCAUCACACUCUAAACCUGAACCAGAAAUCACUUCCCCACCCCCUGAACAUCCAAAUCCAACUACAUCUAAACAGCCUCAAACACCACCACAUGCACAACAACAAAAUCCACCUCCUGAACAACCAAUCCAUUCGCCAUCUGAACCAAAUUCACAACCUAAACAAACAACACCGCCCCCCUCUGCCAUUCCCACACCACAAACCUCCGUUGCCUCCAUCACUCCCACUCUCAAUCUUGGUGACACCAAUCCACCUUCUCCAUCCUCCCCAACCUCUUCCACUGAACCAGAAAUAGCCUUUCCUACCUUUGAAGAAGCAAUAAAAGUUUUUGCAAAGUCUUCAGUAGAGAAGAUCAAAGAUGCUGGUAUAAGGCUCCAAGAUUGCCUGGCCAGAAAAGCUAAGGAACAUGCUAGGAAGGAAGCAGAAGAGAAAGUGCACCUGGAAGAAGAACAGCGGAUCAGAGAAGCAGAAGAAAAAGUUUCUACUGAAGUUGCUGCUGCUGAGGCUAAGGCUAAAGCUAAAGCCGAAGCUGAAGAAGCAGCAUGUGUUGCUAUAGAGGAAGCUGCCAAGGCCAAAGCUGAUGCUCUGACUCAGGGGGAGCACUCCAACUCUGGGUUUUCCCCUUUGGUCUUGAAGACUCUGGAGGAGCUACAAAAUGAACAACAAGUGGCUCGAGCUAGGCUAGAUCAACAGGACUCGGUUAACAUCAACAUUCAGAACAUGUUGUCUCAGCUACUUCAAAGGAUGCCUCUGCCCCAAACCCUUAGGCACCUAGGCUAUUUGUUUGUUGCUUCUUCUUCUGAUGUUUUUUCUUACUUUCUGAUCUAUGCCCUAUGUGCUGCUUAUCUGUACUUGUUUUUCUAUGCUAUAUAA